UGAGGACAGUGCAGCCAGGGCUCCGUUCAGGCAGCAAAAACUUGGUAGUCCUUGAAAGCGUUUAACUUUUUGGUGGCGCUCAUUACAUCUGUAGACUGCCUAUUGGGCCUCGUCAUUUGGACUCUCCUGUGCGACUGCUUCUGUAGAUGAUGGCGGCCAACUCCAACCUACCACGGCGAAUUAUAAAGGAAACACAGCGGCUGCUCAGUGAACCAGCGCCGGGGAUCAGUGCCUCACCGGCUGAGGACAACUUGCGCCACUUUAAUGUGAUGAUUUUAGGGCCAACACAAUCUCCUUAUGAAGGCGGUGUUUUCAAAUUGGAGCUAUUUCUACCAGAGGAUUACCCGAUGGCACCCCCAAAGGUCCGAUUCCUUACAAAGUUAUAUCACCCAAAUGUUGAUAAGCUAGGACGCAUCUGCCUCGAUAUUUUGAAAGACAAAUGGAGCCCUGCCCUGCAGAUUCGAACUGUCCUUCUUAGUAUUCAAGCUUUGUUGAGUGCACCAAAUCCGGAUGACCCACUUGCGGAGAAUGUUGCAAAGCAUUGGAAGCAGAAUGAAAUCGAAGCAGUUGCUACGGCGAAGGAAUGGACACGACUAUAUGCUGGAGGUGCAUAAAGCCGCUGUGUAGUCGAUAGGAGCUGGGGCUAAAUAUGUAAAGUGUAAGGAGGCGUCAAAUUUGCGACCGUCAUAUCCAAGUGAUGUUAAGUGGGCCUUAUACUUGCUUUCUCACGUUUUCGCAAAUUCGUUUUUAGCAUACUACAUUCUCACCCUUUCAAGGUUAUGGCCGUUUACAAAAUAUUCGAAACACUUGGGUCGUAUCCUUGGUAUGACACUUAGGGUGAUCAAAACCAAUCGUUAUUUAGCCCGCUUGAGCUUCAAACCUGGGGCGAGAGUCGGAUGACUGCAGCAUAGUGUGCUCGUGUGUCUCUUUUGGGUCAACAUCGACUAUAUUGCAAUUUCCCAAAUGAAAAAGCACAGGAGGCUCCGAGCUCACCUAGUUGCAUUCGAUACUAAAUUAGAUGGUUCAACUUUAGCUCAUGGCUCACGCAACCUCAACGAUCGGCCCUUUGAACUCUUAAUCAUUGUUUAUCAUGUGU
Messenger RNA from Klebsormidium nitens, 1096 nucleotides. NCBI's taxonomy places the organism in Eukaryota, Viridiplantae, Streptophyta, Klebsormidiophyceae, Klebsormidiales, Klebsormidiaceae. The record is from the annotation of a GenBank genome assembly.